Molecule: messenger RNA, 613 nt
Organism: Onthophagus taurus
Lineage: Eukaryota; Metazoa; Arthropoda; Insecta; Coleoptera; Scarabaeidae
Source: RefSeq, a predicted model, not a curated record
UUGGUCGGUAACGUCAAUAAUCUUUUACAAAAAAAAUUAAACAAAUAGUCAUUAUUUAACAAUAAAACUAAUACUAAAACGGUCUGUGUUAUAAUUCAUCUUAUUCCUUUUAACCAGUGAUUAGAAAACAUGUUGUAUUUAGAAGAUUACCUCGAAAUGAUCGAGCACCUUCCCCAAGAAUUGCGGGAUCGCUUCACGGAAAUGCGAGAGCUAGACCUAUCAGUACAAAAUAACUUAGACGAUUUAGAAAAACGGGUUAAAAUCUUAUUCGCCGAUUGUAAGCGUUACCCCAACGAUUUAUCACCGUCGGUUGAGGGUGAAUUUCAAAAUGUCCGAAAUGAGUAUUAUAAAACGUUAGAUGAAGCCGACGAGAAGGUCCAUUUGGCAAAUCAAAUGUACGAUUUGGUCGAUAAGUAUUUAAGACGACUUGAUACUGAGUUGCACAAGUUUAAAUGCGAACUCGAAGCUGAUAAUAAAGGUAUUACGGAGUUAUUGGAGAAGAGAUCUUUGGAGCUAGACAGCCCGAUGACUCCGAGUGUUGUCUCAUCACACCAACAAAAAGAAAAUCGAUGCGAAAGGUACUUAUAUUUGGGUAUAAUUCAAGAAUCAUCAU